AGAUAUACUUAUUUAUAUAUAAAUAUAUUUAUAUAUAUUUUUAUUAUUAACACCUCAAGGGAAAAAAAAAACUACUUGAAGUGGUGGAGUUAUUUAGAAGAGAGAAGAAGAUACAAACAUAAUAAAAAGGCAUGAAAAAACGCUCUGUUUCCCAUGAUCUAGGUACAUAUCCAAGCCCAGGAGCUCCACAAUACCGUGGAAAUACAGGAAAUUGUCAAAAGGGUUGGGCCUCAGAGAGAUUACCUCCAAUCGGAGGUGGUUUGCAGAUUGGUUCAUCGUCAUCAACUGCUGCUUUAAUGAGUUUCAACAGUGGAAGAACACUUCCCUCUAAAUGGGAAGAUGCAGAGAGGUGGAUUUGUAGCCCUGUUUUUGGACAAGGGGGGGUGACUAGUAGUAGCAGUAGUCACAAUUGCUUGAAUCAUAAUAGUAAUAAUAAUAACAACAAUUAUUAUUAUCAGAAGAGGCCAAAGUCUAAAAGUGGCCCAAUUGUUCACCCUGCAACUUCGUACUACUCAAACCAUUCUCCGGCUGCAGUGUUGGAAGGCCGCGGUGGAGGCAGUUUGAGGAGCUUUGCGACUGCGGCCGCGGCGGCGGGUAGUUCGCCUUUUUCUACUGGUGUUUUGGGAGCAGAAAGUGUGUUCAGUGGUGGUGUUGGUGUAGGAUUAGGACAGGGACAGGGACAGGCCUCUAGAUUGGAAAGUGUUCCCCUUUGGCCAGAAUUAGGAGAGAACAGUACUAAUAAUUCUAAUUCAAACCCAUCUCCAAAGAAAGAUGGGGAGGAAGCCUUGGUUUCUAGGGACGUUUCGAAACGAGAAAUGGCGAACCAAAUGAGUCCUCCUCCUCCUCCUAAUAAGGAGAGUGGUCGUUCAUCUAUGGAGGUUGGGAGGUUGUCGCUUAGUUCCUCUCCACCAGCUCUACUUUCUAUAAUGGAGCAACAAAGUGAGGAUCACUCUCACUCUCGUUCUCGUUCUCAUUCUGGUAAAUUAGAAGUCAAAGAUGUUGAGGUUGACAAACGAGCCACCAUGAUUCGGUGGUCAAAGAAACGUGGAAUAAGAAUCAGUAAGAAAGACAAGCUUGGUGUUAAUAAUAAUAGUAAUAAUGACCUCACUGAAAAUGCUUUGCCAGUUUCGGCUUCUUCUUUUGAUGUUUCAGAGUCUGCCAUGGACAACUCAAAAUGGCAAAGAGAGGAAGCCAAAAUCAUUGCGUGGGAGAAUUUACAGAAGGCAAAAGCAGAAGCUGAAAUUAGAAAACUUGAGGUGAAACUAGAAAAGAAGAGGUCAGCUACAAUGGAUAAGAUCAUAGACAAGCUGAGAACAGCACAGUAUAGAGCACACCAAAUGAGAACCAACUUGUCUGCCGACGAAAGCCACAGCCGUAGCCAUAGCCAUAGCCACGAGGUUCUGAAGACUCCACGCAAGUUCUUCUGCUUACGAAAACAGAUGAGGGUGGGAUCACUAGGUCGCUUCUUUAGCUGCCGUGCUUCCUAGCUCCACUUUUGUUUUUCCCCCUUGAAGGUUGAAGCUGAAUUAUUGUUUGAUUGAACUAGCUUAUUUUUAUUCUUCUUGUUGAAUGUGAUUUGAUUUGAUGCAACAGGUGAAAUAGAAUAGUGGGUUUGUUAAGAGUUAGGGAGCUCCUCAAAGUUCAAAUGGUUGUAUUGAAACAAAAAUAAGCCUUUUGUUUUGCAAUUUAUAAAGACCACGACAUUGCUUUUUAUACAUUGCAAAAGAGCUGGUCGGAUUGAAUAGACAACAGUUAAAUACAUAAGUAAACAUCUAAAUGAUGAAUCAUACAAGCGAUUGAUUUGUAAAGCUUUGGAAUAAAAACUAAAUUUCUUUCAUGCUAAAA
Cannabis sativa is the source of this 1845-nucleotide messenger RNA. RefSeq lists its product as uncharacterized. The record is from RefSeq and is a predicted model, not a curated record. NCBI's taxonomy places the organism in Eukaryota, Viridiplantae, Streptophyta, Magnoliopsida, Rosales, Cannabaceae. The transcript has 4 exons. Bases 132 to 1487 code for a protein of 451 amino acids.